This is a messenger RNA of Archocentrus centrarchus (flier cichlid), 1939 nucleotides long. It is a transcript of the gene trmt2b, whose product is annotated as tRNA methyltransferase 2B. The record is from RefSeq and is a predicted model, not a curated record. Gene Ontology annotation, molecular function: tRNA (uracil(54)-C5)-methyltransferase activity, S-adenosyl methionine-dependent; RNA binding. Gene Ontology annotation, biological process: RNA processing. Bases 20 to 1495 code for a protein of 491 amino acids. The transcript is spliced from 2 exons. Lineage: Eukaryota; Metazoa; Chordata; Actinopteri; Cichliformes; Cichlidae.
GUUUUUGAAAAGUAAGAAAAUGGCCUUGGUAGCUGUACGCAACAGGUCAGUCACGUCUGUCAAACGUGACCUUCUGUGUUGUGUGAGGAAAGCUUUUCUGCAAUUGUCAGCUAAUGGCUCUAUUCUAACUGAGCAGGGAAACCCGCCAUCAAAGAAACGCCGGAGGAAAGGUCACGAGAAAAAGCCGCCCUGCUGGACUGAUAACGCGUCCUGGGAGGAGAGGCUGGCGGAUGUGGUCACACCUCUGUGGCGGCUGAGUUAUGAUGAGCAGCUUGAGCGCAAGCAGGAGCAUCAGGAAAAGAUCCUAUCCCAGCUCUCAGGGUAUCUUUCUGGUGACUCACCUGUCGGGGAUAAACUCAGUUUUCCUGUGCUGCCUAUUCUGCCCUCACCGGUGAGAAAUGGCUACCGAAGUAAGUCCACGUUUUCAGUCAACAGAGGAGUGGAUGGCAAUCCGAAGACGGUUGGAUUUUACGUGGGCACUAGCAGGAAGGGGAACAUCGUCUGCGUCAGCGGAGACCACCUGCUCAACAUGCCACAGAAGCACAAACUGGUGGCCAGGUGCUACCAGGACUUCAUCCGCCUGUCCUCACUGGAGCCCUGCCUGCUGUUCCACACCGGGGGUCACUGGAGAGAGAUCACAGUGAGGACCAAUGCAGAGGGUCGCACCAUGGCCAUCGUGUACUUUCACCCACAGAAUCUCACCCCAGAAGAAGUGGCCGUUCAUAAAGCUGAAUUGGUGGUUUACUUCACGCAGGGCCCUGGAUCGGUCUGUCAGCUGGACUCGCUGUACUUCCAAGAGAGCACCAUGACUCGGUGCACCCACGAGCAGUCCCCCUACCAGCUUCUGCAUGGCCAGCCACACAUAUAUGAGGAGGUGCUGGGCUUCAAGUUCCGCAUCUCUGCUGACGCCUUUUUCCAGGUGAACCAGGCAGCUGCUGAAGUGCUGUAUGGUACCGUGAGAGACCUGUGUGUCUCCAACAAUGAGCAAGCUGGAAGACUAACGGAAACUGGUGGCACUCUUCUAGAUGUGUGCUGUGGGACAGGUGCCAUGGGCAUCACUAUUUCUCCCAGAGUGGACAGAAUUAUCGGUAUAGAGCUCAUAGAACAGGCAGUGGAAGAUGCUAAACACAAUGCAGCUCUCAAUAAUGUGUUAAACUGUGAGUUUAUCCCCGGGAAGGCAGAAGUUGUGCUUCCUGGCCUUAUGUCUCAGCUGAGCUUCGCAGGCAGAGGCCUUACAGUUGUGGUAAAUCCUGCUCGAGCCGGCCUCCAUUACAGGGUUGUCCGAGCUUUACGAAACCAACCGGCAAUCCGCAGACUGGUCUACGUUUCUUGUAAACCAGACGGAGAGGCUAUGAGGAAUUUCAAGGAGCUUUGUUGUGAUGCUGCCCCGCAGAAGAAACUCACGGGGGAGGCAUUUUCUCCAACUCUGGCUGUACCUGUGGACAUGUUCCCACACACACCUCAUUGUGAACUGGUGCUACUUUUCGAGAGGUAGCAAAUAUUUUUUUGCUCAAAGGUCAACUUUGACCCCAAAAUAAUGGUGUGCUGUAUGAUGGAUAGUAAAAGAAAUUUUAGCAGCCUCCUACAUUCAUUGUUCAUCCAUGUGUUGGUUUGCUUAGUAAGGUGUCCUAUCAGGACUCUGUGGUAUGACUGCAACAAGUUGCUGUUCAGAUAAUUAAUUAAUGUGCUAUUUUUUGGACUAACAAUUUGAUUUAUAAAAUAUCAGAAAAAUUAAGGUGUUGUCUUGUUGUUUUAUAAAACCAUCAGUCCUUUGAUAUAUUCACUUUAAAAUGCUGAAAACUGAGCAGCUGGCAUCAGAUUUAAUGGACAUAACUGUUUGAGCAAAAAACCCCACAAAACCUCCUUCAGUGUCCUUUUAAUUGACCAUCCUAUACCUUUUAUUAAUUUUACUGGUGAUGGACAUUGUUGUGCUCACAUU